This is a messenger RNA of Penicillium chermesinum, 969 nucleotides long. RefSeq lists its product as uncharacterized. Gene Ontology annotation, molecular function: glycosyltransferase activity. NCBI's taxonomy places the organism in Eukaryota, Fungi, Ascomycota, Eurotiomycetes, Eurotiales, Aspergillaceae. The transcript is spliced from 3 exons. The record is from RefSeq and is a predicted model, not a curated record. Bases 1 to 969 code for a protein of 322 amino acids.
AUGGGCCUCCCCCACAUCGACUUCAAUAAGGUAGACUGGUCGCGCUACGCCUACACACAAUAUGCAACCUCGGAGACAUACCUGUGCAAUUCCAUCAUGGUCUUCGACUCUCUGGAGCGGCUUGGAUCUCGCGCUGAGCGCAUCCUGUUCCAUCCGCUCGAAUGGGAUCUGAUUGUGCAGGACGAGGGCGACCGCAUUAGCCAGCUCCUCUUGAUGGCCAAAGACAAAUACCGUGUGGAGCUCAGACCGAUUGCAAUUGAGGGCAUCAGGGUCGAGCCCGAAGGUGGCCCGUCUGCAAAGGCUUCCUGGGACACCAGCGUUGCCAAACUGGCUGCCUUCGGCGUCGUCCAGUACGAACGGGUCAUCCACCUCGAUAACGACUUGACCGUCCUGCAGAACAUGGACGAGCUGUUCUUCCUCCCUGAGACGACGAUUGCCAUGCCCCGUGCCUACUGGCUGCUCCCUCACACCGAUAUCCUCACUUCCCUAUUAGCCGUUAUUCAACCCUCGUACCGCGAGUACACGGCUCUGAGAGAGGAUGGCAGCGCGGUCGCUUCGGGCCAGGUGGGCAACUUGAAGGAAAAUAGAUUCGACAUGGAGAUCCUCAACGGCCGCUACGGUGACGUUGCCAUGGUUCUUCCCCACAAGCAAUACGGCCUUAUCACGGGCGAGUUCCGCAAGAAAGAUCAUCGGUACUAUUUGGGCGAAGAUGCGGAGUGGAAUCCCGACAAGGUGCUGGCUGAGGCCAAAUUGGUCCACUUUUCUGACUGGCCGCUGCCUAAGCCUUGGGUGAUGUGGCCCCAGAAGCAGCUGGCUGAGCUCCAGCCACAGUGCGACAAGAACCCAGGGACGCCACAGGAGUCUGGUUGUCGGGAUCGCGAGGUAUGGAAGGAAUUGUAUGAUGAUUUCCGCCGACGGCGAAAGGAUAUUUGCAAGCUGUUGAGCUAUCCAGCGCCAGUCCAAGCAUGA